AUGAAUACUGCCUCAACUUCAGAAAGUGGAUCAUAUUCCACAAACCACCCAGGACCCUUUAUUUAUGCUCAGUCAUCAGCUCAACAGCCUUAUCCAAAUCCAUGGUGCCUCAGUUAUGCAUACAGUCCAUACUGCGUACCUGCUCCAGGCUUCCGAAGUGGAAAUCCAUAUUUUCCAUUUUAUUCUGUUGCGCUCCAUGAGUACCCUAGAUUUUUUGUCCCACAGCACCCAGUGCAUGCAAGAAUUAACAGAAGGCCUUAUUUUAAUGGUGCCCCACCUUCCCCUAUGUUUUAUCAUGCAACAAGAUUUAGGCAUUAUAAUAGCUCUGGGAAGAAAAUGGAGACAAAAGAAACACAGACUGAUCCUAGACAGCCUGAAAGCAAGCAAAAAAGGCAUCAAGAUAUCCGUACAGAAACGAAAGGUUGUGAUGCAGGAAAUACAGCCUGUGUUUCUCCUGGUAUAGGUACAGAGACUGAAACCACUUCAGAGAAACAAGAUUCAUUUGGCUCUUCUAUUGUGGUAGACAGAGAGUUUCAUAAUAAGAACCCUGCCAGCUCUACACAGUACAGAAAUCUUCCUACUGGAAGCUAUGCCUUUGAGAAGGAAGAAGUGAGGAUAGAAUACGGAAAUGGCUCUCCAGCUAUUCAGCUGUGGAAGUCCUUUAAAGAAACAAUCCCAUUGUAUGAUGUGGCAAGCGGUAAACCAGUUCCAGAGAACAUAGUGCCACAUGACUUAUUUUCUCUUAGCUCCUGUGAAGGCUUGCUAUAUGGCCCUCACGAAGGGGAGAAUAUGCUGCCAGGAGCUUCCUUAGAUGAGAGAAAAGCUGUUGUCGCUGCCAAACAGGGUGCUGAAGCUGUGCAAGAGAAAGAUGUCCAAAAUAAUGAAGUUAAGCUGGAUGCAGAAAAGAUGGCAAAAUCCCCCCCAGGUGAAACCAUGGCAGUGCAAAUCACAGAGUUGGCAAGAUCUGUUGGUGUAGAUCAACAAGUGGUAAUAGCUAAGAAAUCUAGCACUAAAAGGGCUGCAGGAUCAAAAACUUCUCAAGAAGAGCCUAGUUUUAUUCAACAAGCAGGACUACUUCCAUCUAAUAUGGAGGUAAUGAGUGACUUUCAGCAGAAAAAGCUGAAUUUAAGCCACAAUGCAACCAAUGAAAGGCAGACAGAAAAAAGUAUUUGGUGUGACAAAUCAAUUGAGAAGUUUGCUCCCUCUAGCAGCUGGCUGGCUUGUUUGGACAGUAUGGACACAAACUACAAUGCUUGUUUGCCACAAAGGAAGCGUCGAAGUGUAAUCAGUCUGUCCUCUGAUGACAUGUCCUCUGGAGAGGAAGGCUCAUCUACUGAUAAUGCCCCAGUGUCUUAUUUUGUGCCUGACAAUGUGCUUCAGAAAAGCAUGUAUACUCUUCAGAAAAGUACAGAUGGCUUAGAGCAAAUUAAACAUGGUGGAUCCCCUAAUGUAGAUGAAGCGGUAGGAAAGGAGCAGGUGAACAGCCUCAAUGACCAAGAUGUCAACUCUUCAAACACAAAGAUCAAAGAGGCUUCCAGUAAAGGCAGAAAGCUGGGAGCCCUUUCUAGGUCCUCUAGUAGGAAAGAAGUCGAUUCUCCCAACAAAAAAGCAACUAAGAGCUUGUCAGAAGUUGAGGACUCUGAAGAAUAUUCUGCGAAGGGAGAAGAGGAAGAUGGAGAGGAUGAGUAUGACGGGGAUGAGGAUGACGAUAUAGAUGAAAUUGAGUAUUUCUUUCAAGAAGCCCCUCCAUAUGGCAUCUUGAGGCCAAGUAAAGGAAAUUUCUACCAAGUUGGCCAGAGAGUGCUUUGGAAACCAUCUACAAAUGCUGUACCAGCACAAUUAAUUAGCUGGCCAGCUCAAGAGAAAAUAAAAACUAGGAGUGGGCUUGUUGAAAACAUUGGUGUAGUUUAUAAGCCAAGGAAGAGAGAACAAGAUGAAGUGUACAGUGACUAUGGGUAUUAUGGAAGAAAGAGGCCUAUGACAAGAAGAGAAGGACUUGAACACCAGCGAAUGCUAUGGAAAUUCUUGAGAGGAAGGCUGUUAAGAGAGAAUAUGGGGAUACCACCUGAAGAGUACUGGAUUAGAAGUGGUGCUAAACCCAGAUUUACCAGCCAAAUACGUGGUAGUUUCUCACCUCCAGCAAGGAGCAAAGAACAAGUGUGCCCACCUUUGGUUAAACCGAAGAAGAAAAGAAUGGGCAAGCCACCUUCAAAACGCAGAGACAUGAGACAUGAGGUGGAAGAAGUAGAAAUGUGGGAGCUGCCUAAACACAGCACACACAAAGGUUGGUAUACAGUGACAAGCUACAAAAAUGACUGUUACGAGCAUUUUUUCUAUCUUGGGGACUGA
This is a messenger RNA of Pyrgilauda ruficollis (rufous-necked snowfinch), 2349 nucleotides long. RefSeq lists its product as uncharacterized. Bases 1 to 2349 code for a protein of 782 amino acids. Lineage: Eukaryota; Metazoa; Chordata; Aves; Passeriformes; Passeridae. The record is from RefSeq and is a predicted model, not a curated record. The transcript is spliced from 4 exons.